AUGGUGAGCGAGUGCCAGCAGCUGUCCACCACUGAGCCUGAAAUGCACGGACAAAUCCAGUCUCCCCAAUAUCCGCGACCUUAUCCUCCCCACCUGCAAAAGCAAUGGGACCUCUGGGUUCCCAGGGGUUACCAGAUCCAGCUGUCUUUAACACAUCUGGAUAUUAAAGCUUCUGCAGACUGCAGUCAAGACUCUCUCACAUUUUUCUACGAUGAAAAGGUUGCGGGAAAGUUUUGUCACCAGGAAAACUCUACUGAUCACCAUGGUGGCGAGACGUUCCUUUUUCCAGGCAACAAACUGACUCUUGUAUUCCAAACAAGCGACUCUACACCAGAGCAUCAACAACAUACUGGUUUUUCUGCCACAUAUAAGGCAAUAGCUCUUACUGUUAUUAUUAUACUAACCUUUGGUUCUUGCCCAGCGUCCUGUGGUGGGUGUGUUUUUGACAAGCAUGAAGGACAUCUGACCAGUCCAGGGUAUCCUAAACCCUCACCCCCUUUUCUCUCCUGCAAGUACAUCAUCUCUGUGGAGCCCAGAUACAUCGUGACGCUCAACUUCAGAGACAAUUUUCACAUUGAUAAUAAAGAUAAUCAGCAUGGUUCAAGCUGCCAAGGUCACUUUUUAAAGGUGACCAUUCCAGGCAGAUUAGCUAUGAGAUUUUGUGGAACAAAGAGUCCUGGUCUGAUAGUUACGAACUCCAGUACAGUCAGGCUGGACUACCACACUGAGGAGGAAGGUCUGAGCAACGGCUGGAGCCUGCAAUAUAGCACACAUGAGGUGAAAUGCCCGCACCCAGGGAGUGUGACAAAAGGCAGGAUCACUCCUGAUUUAAAUGAAUACUUUAGUGGAGACUCGAUCCAUGUCACUUGCGACCAAGAAUACAAGUUGAUGAUGGGACAACAAGAGAUUAAGACAUUCUCAGCCAUGUGUCAAAGUGACGGGCAGUGGCAACUCCCUCUCCCAACCUGCAUAGAAGUCUGUGGUCAGCCAACAAAUCACAUCAAUGUGUAUCAGAGGAUCUUUGGAGGCCAAGACGCUCCGGAUAAUACAAUCCCCUGGCAAGUGCUACUGAUUGUAAGUGGAGGAAGGGGAGGAGGCAUGGUGAUUGGAGACCGGUGGAUUAUGACAGCAGCCCAUUCUCUAGUGGAGAGGGGAGUGGCGGUAUCAAAUGAAUCUGUACGGAUUUUCAUGGGACUUAAUGAGAUAAAAGCCCUCAGAAAAUCUCCUCUGUUUGCUGCCUCAAUCCAUGUUCACCCUGAGUACAACAACACCAACAAUGUUGACUACAACAAUGACAUUGCCCUGAUCAAACUGGAAGACACACUCACAUUCAACUCAUCUGUAAUGCCAGUGUGUUUGCCAGAACCAGGAGCCACAUAUGAUACUGGCGUGAUGGGGCUGGUGUCUGGCUUUGGUGUUACAAACGAGUAUAAUCGUCGCAUUCUAACAAAUCAACUGAAGUAUGUUUAUCUCCCAGUGGUGGACCAGCAGACAUGCAGGGAUUCAAUCAGUUUAGUAAGGAGAAGAAGGAACAACAUACCAGACUUAACAGAUAACAUGUUUUGCGCUGGACUCCCUGAAGGUGGGAAGGACUCAUGCCAGGGUGACGCUGGGGGCCCCUUCACUCUGACUAAAGAUGGGCGACAAUGGGCUGCUGGGAUUGUCAGCUGGGGGGUUGAGUGUGGAGGAAAGGGCACAUAUGGAGUCUAUACCAGAGUCGCUAAUUACCUGAACUGGAUCAAGAAGACCAUGCAGGAGAACUAAAGUUACAGUAAUUCAGAACAACAAGGUGUAAAUACACGAUGAGAAAAAAAAUUGCAUAAUAAACUAAAUUUUCUCUGUUGUGGAGUUUGAUUUGAGAAUUUUUAAUCUAUAUAUCAUUAAAAAACUAUAUAAAUUCAGUUAUUGAUUUACUGUCUGUAAGUCAAUGCAUUAUCUUUAAAUCACUGCAACGCCUGUCUUUUACUACGUUUGAAUAAAGAUAGUUAUCAGAUCUG
Molecule: messenger RNA, 1997 nt
Organism: Neolamprologus brichardi
Lineage: Eukaryota; Metazoa; Chordata; Actinopteri; Cichliformes; Cichlidae
Source: RefSeq, a predicted model, not a curated record